UCUCUCUCUCUCUCUCUCUCUCUCUCUCUCUCUCUCUCUUCUUCCUUCCUUCCUAAUUCUCUCUACGAAGAACAUCGAUCGAUUUUUAGUUUACUUUUUAGAUGAAGAAUUAGGGCAAAAUUUUGGGGCUUUGCACGGCAGCGGGUGGUCGUCGAUGCGCCGUUUAACUAGGAGACACGACGGGUUGGAUUCCUUGACCUUUUGCCGCCGUGCAUGGGUCUAGUGCGUUGAUUUUAGAUUCAGACCUUUGACAGGAACUUCAAUACUCUCUCUCUCGCUCCUGAUUCUCUCUGCGCGAAGAAGACCCCUUUGUAUUGGCCGAAAUUGAAGAAAACAUUUUCGACCAAAUCUUUUGUGAAGAAGGUACGGUAUUCUUAGUGUAUAGUAACAUUGGAUUUUGGUUCUCCCCUUUUCACUCUCACACUUAAUUGUUCUCUUUUAUUUUUCUAAAGUUUAAACUGACAUCGAAUAACAUGCCCUAAACAUUUUAUGUGACUAGAAAUGGACAAAAGCUGGAUGCUUCUCUCUGAUAGAUUUUGUCCAGCCUAUGUUGAUGGGGUGGACUCGUUUAUUGAAUUUGCAAAGGCACAUUUGAGUGGGGAGGUGGAGAUAAAGUGCCCAUGUACUAAUUGUCAUAACUACUAUAAGAAUAAUUAUGAUACUGUGAGAACUCAUUUGCUUAUACGGGGGAUGAUGGUGUCUUAUACAACCUGGUUAUUACAUGGUGAACUUCCUGAACCCGAUGAGCAAGAUGAUAGCGAGGAUGAAUACAAUAAGGAUAGAGGUGAUGAAUAUGAGCAAUUGAUAGAAGACCACUAUAAGGGGACAUACAUGGGUGGUGAUACCAUAGAGAGGGAGGAUGUGAGAGACUUUGAAAAUUUAUUAGAGGCUGCCCAACGUAGCUUGUACCCAGGUUGCAAAAAGUCAGAUACCUUAUUAGCCUUUGUCAUUGAGAUGUUACAAGUGAAGGUAGAAAGUGGGUGGAGCAAUCGAUCUUUCAACAAGAAUUUGGCGAAAAUAAGCCGAUUCUUACCUGAAGGGCAUGUAGUUCCAAAGUCAAUUAAUGAGUGCAAGAAGCUAUUACGUGAUUUGGGCUUGGGAUAUGAGUUCAUCCACGCAUGCCCAAUGGAUUGUGUGUUAUUUUGGAAGGAAAAGGCUCACUUAAAAAAAUGUCCGAAGUGUCAUAGUUCUAGGUACAAGGUCGAUGAUGGCAAGGGUAAGAAGAUCCCUCAAAAGAUACUUCGUUAUUUUCCAUUGACUCCUAGGUUGCAAAGAUUGUAUAUGACUUCGGAGAUAGCCAAAGACAUGAGAUGGCAUAAUGAUAAGCGUGUGGAUGAUGAACAAAUGAGGCAUCCGGCUGACACCCCCUAGUGGAAGGAAUUUGAUCGAAUAUAUCCUGAGUUUUCCAUGGAGACCCGCAAUGUUAGACUUGGACUAGCUACUGAUGGGUUCAAUCCUUUUGGAACCAUGAGCGCAUCGUACAGCAUGUGGCCUGUGAUAAUGACACCUUAUAACCUACCACCAUGGAGAUGUAUGAAGGAUCCAUUUUUAAUGAUGUCCUUACUUAUUCCCGGUCCGAAUCAACCGGGGACAAAUAUUGACGUCUAUUUGAGGCCCUUGGUUGACGAAUUGAAUGACUUGUGGAAUAAUGGUGUCAUGACUUAUGAUGCCUCAGCUGGAGUAGCCUUCCUAAUGCAUGCUUCUUUAAUGUGGACUAUACAUGACUUACCCGCGUACGGUGAUAUAUCUGGGUGGAGAACAAAAGGCUAUUUGUCUUGUCCCACUUGCAACGAUAGUCCUAUAUCGCAAAGGUUAAUUGACAAGAUUGGGUGGGUGGGUCAUCGAUCUUACUUGCCUGGGAACCACACUUGGAGGAAGGACAAGAAGUUUAAUGGUUUUCCAGAGUAUGGCAAGAAAUCCUUGGAGUUACCGGUUGAAAAGGUAAUGUCUCAGUAGGAUAGGUUGCAACCAGUCGAGUUCGGAAAGGAUACUAGGGGUAGGAAAAGAUCUCGUCUUCGUACCGAAUUGAAUUGGACAAAAAAAGGCAUAUUUUGGGAGCUACCAUACUUUCCGAGCUUGCUGAUCCGACACAACUUUGAUGUCAUGCAUAUAGAGAAAAAUAUAUGUGAAAGUGUCUAUGGGACGAUGUUGUCUAUAGAUGGAAAGAACAAGGACACAUACAAAGCGCGAGAGGAUUUGAAACAAAGGGGAAUAAGGCCUGAACUACAUCUACAAACUACUGAAAAUGGAUCAAUUUUGAAACCUCGGGCGUCAUACACGUUGGAUCCGCAUCAAGUAGAUGGUUUUUACGAAUUUUUGAAGUCAAUUAGUUACCCAGAUGGCUAUGCAGCAAACAUAUCAAGGUGUGUGACUUCAAAGAAUGGCAGGUUAUCCGGCAUGAAAAGCCAUGAUUGUCACGUCCUCCUUCAACGUCUUCUUCCUAUUGGCAUGCGUGGUUUUGUGAGUAAGGAGAUAUGUACAACAUUGUUUGAGUUGGGAAAUUUUUUCCAAGAACUUUGCUCGAAGACAUUAAGGCGAAGUGAUAUGGAAAAAUGGGAGGAACGAGUGGUACUAAUACUUUGCAAGCUAGAGAAGAUUUUUCCUCCGGCUUUCUUUGAUGUGAUGGUUCAUUUGACUGUUCAUUUGUCGCGUGAGGCCAUGGUUGCUGGACCAGUUCAAUAUCGCUGGAUGUACCCAAUUGAAAGGUUUCUGGGUAAACUAAAAAAGUAUGUCACCAAUAAAGCACGGCCAGAAGGAUCAAUUGCUGAGGCUUACAUUGUCCAAGAGUGCCUUACUUUUUGUUCAAUGUACUUGAGAAAUGGGAGUAACAAACCUGAACGAAAUAGAGAUGGUGUUGAUCGUGGCUUUGAGAUGGAGAUAUUCAACCAGCAUGUCCGUCUCUUCUCACCCAUCGUAAGGGGUCUCGAACCUUCCCAAAACGAACUAGAAAUUGCUCAUUGGUUUGUGCUAUACAAUUGCCCUGAGGUGGAGCCAUAUCUAGAGGAACACGAGAAUAUUAUACAAAAUCCACAAGGAUGUGAUAUAACUCAGAUCCAGCGAAAGGAAUUUCCAAUUUGGUUCAAAAAACGCAUGAAUGAUUUAAGAACCGAAGGAUCACAAGAGGCAACCGAUGAACUAUGGUCAUUAGCAAACGGUCCAGGUUCCAUAAUUGAUUUUUAUUCUGGCUGCAUUUGCAAUGGUGUCCGAUUCCAUACCAGAGAUCGUGAAAGUCGUCGCAAGUGUCAAAAUAGUGGGAUAGUUGUGGAAGGGGAGGAGAGAGGAAAGAAUAUGAACUAUUACGGCUACUUGAAUAAAAUAUGGGAAUUAUGAUACGCAAAUGGUGGUAGAGUAGUUCUAUUUCAAUGUGAAUGGUACAAUACUGGUCAUAAAAGUAGAAUAUACACCGAUGAAUAUGUCACCAGCAUUGAUAUUACGAGGCUUUGGUACAAAGAUGAUCCAUUUGUCCUUCCAAGCAAUGUGAAGCAAGUCUUUUAUGUUAAUGACACCACCAAAGGAAAAAAUUGGCGAGUGGUAGAACUGGUUCGACAUCGAGGUGUAUGGGAUGUACCGGAGCAAGAUGAGUUGCCUCAUGAUCCAUUUCAACAAGAUGAAACCGAAGACGGAGGUGUCGAAAUCAUCACUGAAGAUUUUGAAGUUCAGCACGAUAGGGAUAAUGUUAAUCCUGAGAUUAGUCCUGGUGAUGAACUCAUUGCUGCGCAAGUUGAUGACCAGGAUAAUGAGGAUGACACUGUGGCAGAAUACAUGGAUGAAGAAAAUGAUGAUUUGAGUAGACAAAAUGAUCUAGAUGCAGAUUCUGAUGCAGAUUCUGAUGCAGAUCCUGAUUUAGAUGCUGAUGUUGAUUAUGAUAUCUAGAGUUUGAUAAUAUGUAUUUUUUGAUAGAGAUGGUGUUAUCUUGCUAAUGAAUUUCUAGAUUAUAAUAGUAGUUAGUGGAUUUUGACCUUUUUUUGAUAGAGAUGGUGAUAUCUUGUUAAUGAAGUUCUAGAUUCUGACAAUAGUUAUUGGAUUUCGACCUUUAUAUUUCAUGGUAUCGUGUUAUGUUUCAUACAAUGUAUUCAUUUCAUUUUGUUCUUCAUGGUUUAUAUACUUGAAAUUU
Messenger RNA from Rhododendron vialii, 4114 nucleotides. RefSeq lists its product as uncharacterized. The record is from RefSeq and is a predicted model, not a curated record. NCBI's taxonomy places the organism in Eukaryota, Viridiplantae, Streptophyta, Magnoliopsida, Ericales, Ericaceae. The transcript has 5 exons. Bases 2104 to 3330 code for a protein of 408 amino acids.